AUGGUCCCCAAGCUACUCCUGACCUUGACCCUCUGGGCCAGCUGCAUGUCUUGCGGUGGAAGUGAAGAUCCGAGCCUGCAGGUGCAGUGUCGAGCCUCCAGGUACCCGGUCAGCAUAGAUUGCUCCUGGACACAGUCCCCAGCUCCAAAUGCCACUACGCCCACUGAAUUAAUCACCACAUACAGGCUUGGAAUGGAAAACAAGGGAGAGAACAAGCCCUGCCUUCAGCAGACACCCGGCUCCACCAGCUGUACCAUCUUGGACUUCAUGAUGUUCUCCACGGUGCCCCAUGUGCUCAAUGUCACGGCCAUCCACCCCAGUGGUGUCACCACCGCCCUCCUGCCCUUUGUGCCUGAGCAAAUCAUCAAACCGGACCCUCCAGAGGCUGUCCACCUGAACCACAUCCCUGGGAAUCAGCUGCAGGUGCAGUGGGAUCCACCCCACACCUGGCCCUUCCCAAAUGUCUUCAGACUCAAAUACCAGAUUCGCUACAAGCGCUGCAAAUCCAAGCGCUUCUGGCAGGUGGGCCCCACUGGAGAUACCACCUUCACACUCAAGUUUGUGCGGCCGCAUGUCAGGUACUGCAUCCAGGUCAACUCUCAGAAUCUCAUAGGCUAUGGGGAGUCGAGUGACUGGAGUCUUCCUGCCACUUCACCCCUCACUCCGGGCAACUAG
Molecule: messenger RNA, 675 nt
Organism: Elephantulus edwardii (Cape elephant shrew)
Lineage: Eukaryota; Metazoa; Chordata; Mammalia; Macroscelidea; Macroscelididae
Gene: EBI3
Product: Epstein-Barr virus induced 3
Exons: 5
Coding region: 1-675 (224 amino acids)
Cellular component (GO): membrane
Molecular function (GO): protein binding; cytokine receptor activity
Source: RefSeq, a predicted model, not a curated record